AUGCGGGAAAAAAAUGGAAGGUUUUGUCUUGAAAAUAUCGCUGAAAAAUUGCUAGACGAUAAUCGCAGUUCGAACUCGAGUUUCUUACAGAAAUAUCAAAGUUUUUCAAUUUUUUUUCUGGAAAACUGGCUAAGUAAAAAUUGUGCAAUUUUUUCAGGAGAAAGACGAAAAUGAGGAGCUUAUUAUAGGAAAAUUUCAAAAUUUUCCAGUGGAAAAUCAUUUCAGGAAAAAUUCUGGAAAAUUGACUUUUUUAAGCAAAAUUGAGGAAAAUUCACCCUCUUACAUUUUAAUUUUUUUCUGGAAAACUGGCAACG
Molecule: messenger RNA, 314 nt
Organism: Ceutorhynchus assimilis (cabbage seed weevil)
Lineage: Eukaryota; Metazoa; Arthropoda; Insecta; Coleoptera; Curculionidae
Source: the annotation of a GenBank genome assembly